Messenger RNA from Xyrichtys novacula (pearly razorfish), 10840 nucleotides. NCBI's taxonomy places the organism in Eukaryota, Metazoa, Chordata, Actinopteri, Labriformes, Labridae. The record is from the annotation of a GenBank genome assembly.
UACAUCAUCUGGCCGGCAGUGGCUUACAUUGCCAGGCCGGUAGUAGCUAACAUCACCCGGCCGGCGGCGGCUAACAUCAACCGACCGGCGGUAGCUAACAUCACCAGGGCGGCGGCGGCAAACAACACCGGACCCGCAGCAGAGUGACAGACGACGCCGGCAUCAAGCCACCAGAGAAGGUAGGGAACUCAGAAGAUGUGGAAGAGAUCAAGCUGUCGUUGAACUUUCUGACCGGGGAAGUCAGUGUUGUGGCCAAGAAGCAGGCUGAACAGCUUGACCUGAUAAAUGAGGUGAGAUAACUUAAAAAGCUGAUCAAACAAAAAGACAACAUAGUCAGCGCAUUAAGAUUUGGGGAAACACUUAAAAAACAAAUACAAACCCAGUAUUUCUUUUACAAAAGCGAGCCGUAAGAGUCAUCUGCAAUAAACAUUACUGUGAAUCAACUCAUCCCUGAUGUACUUCCUUAAAUUUGUUAAAAUUCAAAGACCUAGUAGAUUACAUCACUGUACAAAUCAUGUACAAAGACAAAAACCUAAUCUUACUGCAACAUGUCCUGAACCUGUUUAAACUGAAGGACUCUAAUUACAACCUAAGAGGCUGAGGAUUAUUUCAGAAACCAAAAGUGCGAACAAAUGUCAAAAAUUUUGUGUGUCGAUGAAACGACUGCCCGGUAGAAAUUAGAAAAUUGUAGUACUCUGGUAAGCUUUAAGAGACUGUACAAGAAUAAUGUUAUUUCUUAAUAUUGUCUGAUUAUGAAUGUAACAUGUAAAGCAUGUUCAUUACUCUAUCUGAUUUGAAGAGUGAAUUGAAGUGUUGAUAUUUUAUAAAGAGAGUGUAUCUGUAUAAUGUACUCCAUGUAUGGUAUAAGGGGAGGAUCUUUAUAAGCAUUGCUUCAGCCUACACCCUUUCGGUCAUAUUAUAUCGAAAUAAAAUCAUUCAUUCAUUCAUUUUCAUUUAAAAGAGUCAAAAUGAAACAAACACUUUUAAAAAUGAAGUGUAUUUAUUAAUAAAAAACAUUUUUAAGAAAUAAAGUCUAGCAAAAACUUAAACAUGGAAGAGUUGGGAGAUUUUUAUACAGUUUCAGCUUUUAGCUAAUGUUACAUUUCAGAAAAAAACUGUUUAUGGCUCAACACAACAACUCAUUUGUGAAUGAACACCAUAAAUGUAAUAUAUUUUUAAAUAUGUUUACUGGCAUCAAAAAGGUAAAUAUAAAAAAGAAUCAGGGUUUAAAUAAAUUUCUGAAUCAUUCUGUAUCACUGCAUCAAACACACUCCAAAGUAUUCCUGAGAAAGUCGGAUCAACAUCAAUUUAAAAACUGAUCAGGUGAAAUACAGUAAAUUAUGUAGAAUGAAAAAGCUAAAAAAUAACAACUUUAAAUGGGAACAAAUAAUAGAUAGAUAUUGAGAAUUUUCAUAUUCUUUGUCAUAACUUGAUGUUUCCAUAUAUAACCAGGAGGACAAAGGUGGUCAGAUGUUUUAAAAGAGGACAAAGGUAGGAUCUACAAAACUAUUGACUUUGUGAAUCACAAAUAAUACAAAACACCUUCUGAGUGUGAUAAAGAAUAUUUGGUAACUCAGUCAGUCAUUGUUCUCGGAUGAUGGAACUGUUUGUCUUCUUCAUCUGGUUCCUCUGGUUGAGGUUCGUUUUCGGCCUGAGGUUUCUUCUGCUCCUCUGAUUGAGGUUCAUUUUCAGCCUGAUGUUUCUUCAGCUCCUCUGACUUGCUCUCAGCCUCUCCUCUUUGUCUCUCUGUCUCGGUCAAGUAUUUACUGAUCUGCUCUUUGUCUUUCUCCAGUUUGCCCUUCCUCUCAGUCAUGGUCGUGAUCAUAUCAUCAGUUUUCUCCAGUAGUUUCUCUGUUUCCUUUAACAUAUCAUCAUGUGUUUUCUUUCUCUUUGCCAGAUCUUUGCUGGCAUCUUCACGCUUUUUCUUUUUGUGCUCUUUGCCUGUUUUUGGGGGUGUCUUCAGUUUCUUCUCGUUCUCCGCUAUCUUCACCAUGUCUGUCUGCUGUAGUAAGAUGAUUUUCUCUCUUUGGCUCUUCAGAUCCUUCUUCUGGUCCAUCAGUUUAGUAAUCACCUCUUCUACAUGUCUCAGUUCCCCCUCAGUCUUUCCUAACUCCUCCUCAAGUUUAGCCUUUGUACUGUCUAAAUACUUUAUCUUCUCAUGGACUGUCACGGACUGAAGUCUAUCUCCUCCUCCACCCAUCAGAGGCUGAAGCUCCAGAACAUUUCCGAAUGACAUCCUCAUGACUUCACCAUCAUGGAUCUUAUCUCCUACAGCAUAUAUGGAGAACAGGGUUCAGAACAAUGGGGCAAAAGUUUGGUGACAGCAAAGCUCCGUUCAAGAAGUUUUGCUGUCCUCUCUUACCUGAAAACAAAACUGAUACUGAAGCAGAACUUGAUUCAACUCACUCUUGUUUGGUCCCCAUUUCCAUAGAAGAAGAACAACAGCAGCGAUGGACAGGACACAGAUGACCACGAUGAUGGAGAUACGAACAGCAGAUUUGGACUGGGUCAUGAGGAGUUCAUCUGAAAUAAAGAUCAUGACAAACUGACGAUUCAAGGAGAAACAGGAAAUCACCAAGUCAAGACUAAAAUACCUCAUGAACCACCUCUUUACCUGGGACAUGGACCUGUGCCUCUCUGGUCUGGUUGAUGUUCCUCUGUUGGACUCUACAGGUGAAGCUGUUGCCAUGUGUGUGGUCCACAGUCAAUUUGCUGCUGACAGUAUAGAGACCAUCAGGACCUUUGACAGACUUCGUAGAUCCAGCAGAGAGAGGUUUGGAUUCCUCAUCCAACCACAAAACCUCUGGCUCAGGAUACCAGGCCUUGGACUUACAGUCUAACAAGACUCGGUUGCCGACUGAAGACAUAUGUAUGAAAGGUGAGGAGACCGAACCUGAGAAGAGGAGAGAGGUUGUCUUAGAUAUGACAUUUGAUGUACUACUUGGUCAGUCUCAAUCCCUGGAGUCCUUCUCAAGUGCAUAGAUGUCUUGUGCAUAGAUGCAGCUCUUGUUCGAACACUUUCUGUGCCAACAUAUUUCUAUUCUUGCUUUUCAAAUACCUUGCUUUGUCAUAACCCAAUAUCGUCUCACUCUGGUGCCCAACGUCUCCACAGUAGUGUCUCUUCUUUGUCAUACAAAUCCAUUCAUUAAUUUCAGAGUAAACUCUUUCUCCCGUGUUUGCAUGUGAAUCAGUGGGUUCUUGUUCUUGUUCUCGCGAUUCCCACUAAUCCGCUACGAAAUUUGCCUCACAAAUUUAUCUGGUAGGAAUUGGCGGACAGUGAUAAUCGCUGCCGUUUCGGUGGAAAUUGGGGGUGACUCUUUAUUUGCACAGACACGGAUUUUCCCAGACAAGGUACACGACCCUACAAGGUUGGUAAACCAGAAUAACCUGUUAAGCAAGAGAAUGAGUUUACUCUGAAAUUAAUGAACGGACUAAUCCGUGCUUAAUUUAUAUGGCAUGCUCUGGCGUCCGGAAAAAAUAGGACUCUUGCGAUCAGCUGUGGAGUUCGCUGAUGGAAAGAAGCCGGUGAAAAUUGACACAUUAACUUGAAUGGAAAUGAUCAGAGACGAUCGGCGCAUACGGCUUUUUUGCAGCAGAUGUGGUGGACAUUGGGGGUUAGUGUAAUGGACUGUGUCAGUAUGUGAACUUACCUACAGUCAGCUGAAUUGUAGAGUCAGUGUCGGUUGUGGGAACGAGGCAUCUGUAUGUUCCUGAAUCAGAGAGCUUCGCUCCGGAGAGUUUCAGUGAAAGGUCUCCACACUUCAGUUUGUCUUCAGACAGCGAUGUUCUCCCCUUGUAUGUCGGAUGUUUCUCAUGCUGGAGCUCUAUGCCUCCUCGUCUGAAGAGGACAAACCUUGGGUCUAGGUCAGGCCUUGCCCACUCCACGGUCAGGUCAGCAGCAUUCCCAGCAGACACAAGGUGACAGGGUAGAACAACAUCGUCCCCGAGCAUUGCCACUGUUUGUUUGGAUGGAGCAGCUGCCUGAGAGUCACCUAAGGGAAAGACCACAACCAGGUUUUAGUCAGAAUUCACACUUUUUCCUCCUCGUUCUGUCUAGUUGAAUGGGGAAGUAAAGGUACCAAACUCUGGACCACAACACCGGUUGUUGUGGUCCAUGCUGGUAUUGUUGAGAUUUGGACAGAACUGCAAGUCCAAAUGUUUACAAGUUGGGGUGACAAGGACUGGCAGAUACUUGUACCAUGAGUCUGCUAAUGUGACGCAACCGCAGAUGUAUGUAGGUACAUGUGAAUUUAACACAAGAACAUCCUGCUCCUGUGUGGCACCCAGCUUCCCGUCACAGCAGAUGUUCAAGACUUUUAUUUUCUAACGAACCAGCAUGGGGUCGAUCGAGGACACAGGGAGUCUGAGUCCAAAACAGUUUUAAAACAUGGUUUCCUUUCAGGAUAAAACACUGUGGAUUGAUUCCAGAUUGUGUAUGACUUAACUACAUGAACUGAACCACACCAGGAGUCCACAGGUCAGAGGUCAAGUAGAAAAAAAGUGAACCUGUAUUUAACCUCGGCAGUGCUGCUCCAUGAUGCUCUCGGGAAAUGCAACUCAUUGUCAGACCAGGAGGCACAUGGUCAAACUGAAUCAGAGACAACCAGAUCACGGCCCUGAUUUAAACCUGCGGUUCCUCAGACUAAAUGCCAGAUAAAUGUCUGGUGAAGACGGCUUACCUACACCUCAGUUAUUCUUAGAUACUGUCAGCAAUCAUUUACAAAGUUAGGUCAACCCUGAAGAGUGCCACCCACUGGUCCACUCAGCCUAUCUCUUCACUUCGGUCUCCCUGCCACGUUGUCUUGUGCGUAAACCCCCGGCACUUUCCCAGAUCCCCCAAUGAAUGAAUGAAUGAAAUGUUCUAGUCUGAUGACGUACUUUGUCAUUAUUUCCACAAACAACAUUUGGUCAGUUGAAGAGAAUUGCGAUAAAACAUCCAAAUAAAAAGUUGUAGGGUAUAUUUUUCAAUCUUAAUCUAACCUACGAUCGAGGUUUUUGUUGAGUUUUGUUCAUCACUUACCUCCACAACACGACAUUAGGAGAAGCAGAGUUAAGUGCAUGAUCGAUGUCCUGAAAUCACUGAGGUGAAGAUUCACGACUCUGUACUUCAUGGAAAUCAUCCUGGAUUUCUGUAAAUGAAAUAAAAUCAAUUGGUGCUAAAAAAAAAGUUCAAAGAUCGUUAUCCGAGGCAGAAGUUUGGACGUAUUCGGUCUUAAAUGAUCUAUGAUAAGUUUCUACAUGUAAAAACUGGACGUACCUGCUGACCGUGUCUCAGAGCUGCUGUAGAGUUACAGGAAAUAAGGGCUGGGUCAAAGUCCAGACAUAAACUGAUAAAACAUUAAACCAUUUGUACUGACACCCACCAACUGCGGCAAACAAAAGCUCAGACUUUAUGACUUUUUAUUGUUCUCAGUGCAAAAAUUACACAUUUACAUCUGUCUGUUUAUUGUGUUAGAACUGAUAAAGUUCAAAAUUCAUAAAAUAAGUUUAACUGUAGAAAACAAACAAAAACAAAAACACAUCAACCUGGUAAGAAACACUUUUGAGUCAAACGUCUAACUAACAUAUCAGAGUAAGUUCUUCUAAAUGAGACACUGAAGGUUAAGUGUACUGAUAAUAAACGUGUGUGUGUCCUUGUGUCCUUGUGUUGUACUUUCGUUUUCUCUCAGUCUGUCAAUAAGUGACCUGAUCAAAUGACUGAGACAGAGUUUGACCCGCUAUAAAGAGGAGGUCUAGAUAAAUGUCAGGAAAGUGUGUCAGUGGUAAAACCUUAAAAAUACUUGUUUGUUAAUCUGUCUUCAGGGUGUCUCUUUAAAGGCUGUCAUAUACGGAGGCUUUGUUAAAUCAGGACUUAGAGUAUUUUGUCUUUUUUGGUCAAAUUGCGCCGUAUGUAUAAUUUAUUGUCAUUUAUCAGUUUAUUAUCCGACUAUGACCAUCUUGUUACCUGCUUCAAUGUAAAGUCUUACUCUGUUUGUAAAGGUUAUAAAUAUUAGUAUAUCACUGGAGGAAUCCACCGAUGUACUGCUUCAGUCUUCUUCUAAAUCUGACCCUCUGGCGCCAUCUGUAUUUCAGACAUGUGUCUCAGAUUAAAUAUGGGUCUUAGAGACCCCAAACCUGUCCGCAGCAGAGGAACAGGAAGUGGGGGAACAGGAACUGACAUGCUUGAAAGUAUUUUAAAUUUAGUCUGAUGUUCAGUCAGCAGCAAGACGACAUGGAAGUCACAGUUCUCUGUAUCAGGCUGAGUGAGUACAGACUUCAUCUUAUAAUUACAAAAAAGUAGAAAGUGAACAGAGAAGAAAAUAAGAUAUAUAAGUAUUAAUGAUAACACAACCUGUCAGCAAACAGAACGACUAUUUAAUCUGGUCUGAUAAUAACCUGCUUUUAAACCGUCAUUCUCAUGAACCUGUAUCUACUUUAUUGAAAAGAUUAAUUUUUCACGAAAGAACUGAAACUUUGAUAAUAAAGUAAAAUGUCAAUACUGAAGUUGUUUUUAACAUCUCUGCUCCGUAUCCUCUGCAGUAUUGACCCUGUUGUUCCUGCUGGUCGAGGACAUUUACUCUGUAAAAACCAGUAAGUCAGUCAAACACUCAAAAACAGAAAUAAAAGAUUCAUAAAAUUCAGUUUUCAUUGAUUAUUUUAAGAGUCAUCAACAUUUGAUGCUAAAACGUGUCGUGUCCGUGUUUCAGAUGGAGCUUUCCCUCGGGUUGACCCGAACCAACAGCAGUUCUUUGAAUAUGAGCCAAUAGAAAUCAGCUGUGAGGGGCUGAUGGGGUCGAGUGAAUGGAGAGUCAUGAAGAGGGUUAAAAGAAUCAUUCAGACCUGUUCUGGUGAGUGGGAGACGUCUACGGGUCCCUGCGAAAUCCAAAAUGCUGUUCCAUCCUUCGACAGCGGAGAGUACUGGUGUGAAAUCGGAGCGCAGAGGAGUAACUCGGUCAACAUCACCGUCAGUGGUACGAUAUUUAAAACAUUCAGAUAAACCUUUGGAGUCUCAGGUUUUAGAUCUGCGCAGACAGUCUUCGACAAUAACUUCAGAUAUCACCCACCACGUUAGCAUCAGGGGCGAUUGUAGCGUCACAAUUCUAGUUAAACUAAUCCACCCUAACAUGUUUAAACUUUAUUUUUACAGCUGGACCUGUGAUUCUGGAGAUUCCUGUCCUUCCUGUCGUGGAAGGAGACAAUGUGACCCUAACCUGCAGAAACAAGCUGUUGUCCUCCAACUUCACCUCACAGUUCUUCAAAGACGGCCUCCUGAUGGACAGCAGCUCUACAGGAACCAUGACCAUCCACAGCGUCUCCAGAUCGAAUGAAGGACUCUACAAAUGCAGCAUCUCUGAGGCCGGAGAGUCUCCAGAGAGCUGGCUAAAAGUCAGAGGUGAGACAACAGUGUUUGGAUAAAAUAUCCAAACUCACAGAUUUGAGACACUGAUUUCAUAUUAGCAACACACACCGCUGUCUCCCCAGGACCUCGAGAGGGUAACAAGGAUUCUGAGGAUCCAACUCUCCCCCAACAGUACCUGUUUCUGCUGCAGAUUUGUAUGGGUGUCUGUGUUUUCCUCGCGAUUUCGCUGCUGCUGGUGGGAUUUCACCGAUGUAGAAAAUGCCGUACAGGUAAAAAGAAUCAACAACCAUCUAGACUGUGAACUUUUUGGCAUUCUUUUUAAGGAACACCGUUUGACUCUGCAGACUCGUCUACAAACUUUUACAACCUUUUUAUUCAUUUUAAUUGUAUUUCAGCAGGUGGAGAAGCUUCUACUCCCCCAGUCCGGUCCGUACCAUCGCGAUGUCAACCAACAGGUCAGAACUCAAACCUCCUCCAACCCAGAGAGUUAGGAUUUCAGCUGAUGAAACAUCGUUAAGCAUCAGUGUAAUGUUGUCACUCAUUUACUGACUGACUGUAUGUAUUUAUCACGCUUCUACCACCGUCACGGUGAAGUGCUACUCUUGGAUCGAAUCAUGAAAAGGCUUCAUUUGUGUCUCUAAUUUUGCACAAUUAUCCAUUCACAUGUGUAACACGUGCCUACAGCCAUUGUUACUCGGGAUUUCCACCGCAUCCGGAACGGCUGCGUUUUUUGUCGUCCGCCAAUUCCUACCGGAUCUGUUCGUGAGGCAAAUUUUGUGGCGACUAUGGACAGCGGUAGUCGUGAGAACUCACAAGAACCCGCGGAUUCACGUGCAGUCGUUCAAUUCACAAAAAGUAGAACCCUUGAAGUCGGUGGAAUUUGACUCGUUAACUUAAAUGGUUACGAUCAGCUACGAUCGAAGGUUAGGACCUUUUCGUAGCCAUUCCGGAUGCGGUGGAAAUUAGGGGUCAUGUAGCGUUUGUUCUGCGUGUAAAAAUAAAGUGUAAAUAAGUAGUGUGGAGUAAGAAAAAACUUGGGUCUGCAUUAUCUUAUUCAAGUGAUCCACUAAGGUUAACCAAAACAUCGCCCUAACAACCGUUUCUCAACAUGACAUUAACGUGGUGUUUGAUCGGAGUUAUGUUUGCGUGUUUGAAGAGGCCUGUGCCGAUGUCUCAAUGGAGAUGACGCAUUCUUUCAACAAAGGACAAGAGAAGGAGAAGAAGAAGAAGAAAGGUAACUCUCUCACAGCCUUUAUAUGUAAACUCUAUAACUGUGUUUCAAUCCAUAACAGGAAAUAUCCUAAAAUAAGUCACUUUACCUCAGAAGUGAUUAAUUUACAUUUCACAGAUUUUUAUUUCAGUUUUAAGAACGAAUUUGUGUUUAAAUUGUGUUUUUAGUGUCUGAGGAAGACGACAGUGCAGCUGCACUAGAGAAGACUCAGUGCAGACAGCCUACGCUAUCGUCACGAAACCCAAGGAGAGGAGAGGUAACUGAUGACGAGAGAAAAAAAAAAAAACAAUAUAACUGUCACAACGUAGAUAUUUAUAUUUAUAUUUGCAAUUACCAGAACAGUGAGAACCAAUCGAUUCUUUUAUAGACCUUGUGGAUAAAUGUGAAACUAUUUUAGAAACUUGAGGCGUAGAAAUUCUUUUUUAGAAAACCACUCGAGAAAACCACGGACUAAAAACAAACAAACAAACCACAGAGUUGAUAAAUACUCUCUCUUUAAGAGAUGUGGUUGAUCACAUAUGAAUGCACAAAGGGGGUAAAGUCAGUGGCCCUCAUUUGUCAAUCUUGCGUAGAACUGAGUUCAGAACUGAGCGCAGGAUUCAUAAUACGAUAGGACACACGUGAAAUUUAUGAAAGGGUUCGUAUCUGACCGAUCCCAGCGUACGUACGAUCGGGUCUUGAUAAAUGCGGCGGCUGAAAUCGAUCGUCAUUAACACGUCCUAACAUUAACACUGUCAGGGUCCAGGGUUGAACAAGAGAAAAGGACCAUAAUGCAAAACAAAAGGAUUUAAUUUAAAAGAACUUAAUGGAAAAAAAACGACAAAAACUUUCUUCAAAAAUUUCUAACUAAAAAAACAACAACAAAAAAAAAGACACCAGGGAAAAAAACACGAGGAACAACUAUUACAAAAUAAAACAGGAACAGCUCAAGUUGUUCUUCCAUUUUCCAAAAGUUAACAGAUUGCCCGUGUUUCUUUUAACAACUUGAUUUUUAAAAACUUGAUGAUAGUGAUAAUGAUGAUAAUAAUAAUAAUUAACAUUUAGAACAAUAGACAUUGAUUGAUCUGUACUUAAAAUUUCUGUCUGCCACAGCGGAGUCUCACUUUCUGGAAUUCCAAAUAAUAAAAACUUUUGUGGAUUUGUUUUUUUUAUCUAUUAUUUUUAUUUAUUUUUUGUCACAAUAGGAAAAGAGGUCUCCAGUUUCCCCACAGGAUCAGUUCCCAGUGCAGGUACCAACCCCCUUUUGAAAGAAGACGAUCACCACUAUUAUACAGUCGAUGGAGACCGAGAGUAACACCGGUCUUCUUCUGUGUCUCACAGAUUACUGAGAGCUGACAGAAAAAAGGCUGAAGUGUCAUUUGACCGCGAGGGGUUAAAAGUCUCACAUGUUUUCAUACUUUAUCAUAAUAAACCCUCCAUUCAACUUUCAUAUGUUUCAUUUGUUUAUUUAUUUUUUUUUAAGUUUACAGAAAAUGACCUUCAUAUUUUUUUGGAAUAUAUUUAAGUCGAGCUAAAGGUGGUACGGGAAACAUGAAUUCAGGAUUGGUUGUAUGUGAUGUAUGAGUGUCCAAAGAACUUCAUGUUCAUCCAUGAAAAGUGAUUAAAAAAAUUCUAGACAUACAAAGUGAACUAUUUUAAGCGUUUUUUGUUUGAAUCUUGAUAAGUAUUUUCUUACAGAUCAAGAAAAUCACAGAUCUAUAAUCUUUAGAUAUCAGAAUAUUGAGGAAAAGUCCAGAAUCUUGUCAGUGAUGCAGAAAUGAUCAGAAUUUUCCAGAAGGUUGACAUUUCUGGAUUUUAAAUUUUUUGUUUGGAUCGGUGUAAUAUUCCAAAAUUUGAGAUUGUGGAUUUUCUACUUUCGUGAACUGUAAGACGUAUUCACAAGGGUGGUGCUGUGGUUGUGGUUCAUGGGGCUCCUCGUUGUCUUUGUUUUAUACUCCUCACAGUUGCUUCGCCCCACAGUUGCGUGUUUUGUUAAAACAUAUUCCGCUUGGUCUAGCUUGCCGUGCAGUUUGGUGUUACCUCUGCUGUAUCUGCAGAGGACAGGGAAACUGAGAGUUUGCUGUUACACCCAAGGUUAAGAUGAGUAUGGGAAAGAUAUGAGAGGGUAUAAACUGAAAAACAAUGGUCUCAAUUGUUAUCAUUUCACUUUAAUAUAUUCAUAGGUAGAUGUUUCUUUUACAUUAGCUUAAUAAAUAUGAAUUUGCAUAUCCUCGAUCAGACUAAGAAUCUCAUGAUGGACAUUAUCUUCAGAGGAUUGAGUAGUUGCAAGG